Cricetulus griseus (Chinese hamster) is the source of this 1312-nucleotide messenger RNA. The record is from RefSeq and is a predicted model, not a curated record. Lineage: Eukaryota; Metazoa; Chordata; Mammalia; Rodentia; Cricetidae.
ACAGAAUCUUGGGGGGGGGUCCCCCGGAAAGCAAGACGGACGCGACUCCCGCCUCGCUAACCUUGCUAGUGAAGGAGAAAGGCAGUGUGCAUUGAAAAGCGCCAACGCUUUUCUACCCCAAGGACGAGAAGUGUAAGAAGGAAACGCCCCGACAUAUCCAUGAAUGAAACUCCCCGUUUUAUGGCAGUGCACGGCAUCCCUAGACAACACUUACUGCACAUUACCAAUAACACUGGCUAUGAACCUGUGAAGUCACAAAAUUCACGGGGUUAACACCUAGGAGGACGCUUUAUCCUUCCGGAGACAGAACGUUCUCGUGAAUGGUGCAAUCCGAUCGCCGAGGAACCCGAGUUUUUUUUUUUUUUUUUCUGCACCCGAGGCUCGGUUGCUGGGAAACAAGCAAGCACUUAGAGCCGGCUGAGCGAGGCAGAAGGCGUUCAGUCCCAAGAAUGACUUUGACCUUCUUAAGAUGGCGUUUCGACCUUAACCACAGACACCACGCUCACACGACUUCCGCUGUGGCCGCCACUUCCGGUUCAAAGACCCAACAGCUGUCCAAAGUUGUAACGGAAUUCACGUUAUGCUCAUGAGCCUUUUUCCCCCGACAUUGCCUCCUUUAGAAAUAUAAAGAUAUAUCCGCGGUGGUUAUUUUACGGGUUUCCCGCCUCUCCAGGCCCUCCGUGCCGCUUCUAGUGCUGACGAAGCGGCGUUCUGAUUAGGCGGACGCCGCGGACAGCCCGACGUUCGCCGGGCUUCGGCGGGCGAGGGAAGACCCGAGACUCGCAAGCUGCGCAAGAUGGCGACUGCGGCUGCAGCCUCUGCGUCCGAGCCGGAGGUUGAGCCCCAGGCGGGGCCUGAGGCCGAGGGAGGGGAGGAUGAGGCGAAGGCAGCCAGUGCGGACAGGAAUGUGCAGUCCCGCGCUGUGGCCUCCGACGCGGCCAAGACCAAAGGGCCAGGGUGGGACCUGCAGCGGGAAGGCGUGAGCGAGAGUGACGGGGAUGAGGAGGACGCCAUGGCUUCCUCCGCUGAGAGCUCCCCCGGGGAGGACGAGUGGGAGUACGACGAGGAGGAGGAGAAAAACCAGCUGGAAAUCGAGCGGCUGGAGGAGCAGCUGUCCAUCAACGGCUAUGACUACAACUGCCAUGUGGAGCUGAUCAGGCUGCUGCGGCUGGAAGGGGAGCUCAACAAAGUGAGGAUGGCCCGACAGAAGAUGAGCGAGCUCUUCCCCUUGACUGAAGGUAACGCUGCCCCGGGGGUGGGGGUGAGGGGCUGCUUUUGGUUCAGAGAGCUGAGGUGAAGGAGAUAAAGGAAG